UCAGGAGCCGCCGCCAUUUUGAGGCCGCCGCCGCUGCCCGUCCCCGCUCCGCUCUCGCUCCCCGCCUGUGCCGCCGCCGCGAUGCGUCCCGGCAUCAAACUCUUCGUGGGCAACGUCCCCGAGGAGGCGACGGCGGAGGAGCUGAGCGAGCUGUUCGCCGGCGCCGCGGGGCCGGUGCUGGGCAUCGCCCUCAUGAAGCAGUUUGCCUUCGUGCACCUGCGGGACGAGGCGGCGGCCGCGCGCGCCAUCUCGCAGCUCAACGGGCACCAGCUGCACGGGCGCCGCAUCGUGGUGGAGCCGUCCCGGCCGCGCCCCACCAACACCUGCAAGAUCUUCGUGGGGAACGUGUCGGCCGCGUGCACGAGCGGGGAGCUGCGCUCGCUGUUCCAGCAGUACGGCCCCGUGGUGGAGUGCGACGUGGUGAAAGACUAUGCCUUUGUGCACAUGGAGAACGAAGCCGAUGCUAAAGUUGCCAUCGAAAACCUAAACGGGAAGGAGGUGAAGGGGCGCCGGGUGAACGUGGAGCUCUCCACCAACGUGCAGAAGAAGGGCGGGGGCCAGGCCCCGCCGCCCGCCCUCGGCGUCGACAAGACCAAGCGCAUCGGCCUCGAGUACCGCGAGAAGUUCCAGCCCAAGAUCGAGGGCUUCGACCAGCAGCGCCGGGUGGCCGACGCCGCCUUCCCCUCGGCCGCGGGCGCCGGCUACGGCACCGCCUCGUCCCUGUACGAUUACCAGCAGCGCUUUGGCGCCAAGUACGACGCCUUCGAGGCGCCGGCCCGGCCCAGCUCCCCCUCCUACUUCGGCAGGGACCGCAGCCCCCUGCGGCGCUCGCCCACCCGCGCCGGCUACGCGGCGGUGACGCUGCCCGUGACGGCGCAGCCGGCCGCCUACCGCGCCCAGCCCUCGGCCUCGCUGGGCGCCGCGUACCGCGCCCAGCCCUCGGCCUCCGUGGGCGUGGCCUAUCGCCUGCAGCCCACCACGGGCCAGGCGGCCGCGUACCGCACCCAGCCCUCGGCCUCGCUGGGCAGCGCCUACCGCUCCCAGCCCUCCGUCGGCUCCCUGGGCGCCGCGGGCGCGCAGCCCGCCGCCAACUCCCUCGGCUCCUACGGCGCCCAGCCCGCCGCCGCCUACGGCGCCCAGCCCGCCGCCAACUCCCUCAGCUCCUACGGCGUCCAGUCCGCCGCCCUGGCCUCCUCCUACAGUGCCCAGCCUGCCUCCGGCUACUCGUCCGGCUACGGCACCCAGCCCGCCGUGGCUGCGUACGGCGCCCAGCCUGCCGCCGGCCCCGCUCCCUCCUACGGCGCCCAGGCCGUGGCCACACACGUGGCAUCCUAUGGCGCCCAGCCCGCCGCCGCCUCCUACGGCGGCCAGCCUGUGGAUGGCCACGCCGGCUCCUACGGCGCCCAGCCCGGCACCGCGCUCUCCGCUGGCUACAGCGCCCAGGUGGUGACCGGUCACGCCACCGCCGCCUACCAGCCCGUGGCCGGCCACUCGGCCUCCUACGGCGCCCAGCCCGCGCUCUCCUCGUACGGUGCCCAGCCCACCGUGGGCCACUCGGCCUCGUACGGCGCCCAGCCCGCCGCCGGCCUGCCCGCGUCCUACGGCAGCCAGCCCACCGCCGCCGCGCUCCCCGCCGGCUACGGCGCGCAGGCGGGCUCGUCGCUGGCCGCGUCCUACGGCAGCCAGGCUGCCGCCGCCGCCUCCUACAAGGCGCAGGCCUCCGCCCCGCUGACGGCCGCGUACCGGGCCCAGGCCUCCAGCGCCAUGGCGGCCUCCUACCCGGCGCAGCAGCCGUCCUCCGCCGCGCUGGCGGCCGCGUACCGAGCCCAGCCGGGCAGCGCCUACGACGGGCCGAGCCAGCUGGGGCAGCCGGCGGGCUCCUACCUGGGCCUGGCUCAGGCCGCCGCCGCCGCACCGCCCUACGAGCGCACCCGCCUGUCCCCGCCUCGCAGCGCCGUCUACGACGACCCGUACAAAAAAUCGUCCGCCCUGGCUAAAAGGUACGGCUCCGAGCGCCGCCUGUCCGACCUGGCCGAUUACCGGCGCUUAGCCGACUCGCCGCUGGGCUACCGCCGCUCGCCCACCAAGUCCCCGCUGGACUAUCGCCGGCUGCCGGACGCGCACGCCGAGUACGCCCGGUACUCGGGCGGGUACAACGACUACCUGCCCGCCGCCCGCGUCCACUCGGGCUACCAGCGCCGCCUGUGAGCCGCUCCCGGCGCACGGACUGGCCUUUUUUAGCUGCUUUUUUCGGUUUGUCGCUCUUUAUUUGAGUUUUUCUAGAGGGUUCCGCGGUUACGGUGCUCGGUGCCGGUUCGUAACCACCGAGGCUCUUUUUGUACCACGAGUCGCCCCGUUUUUGGGUGAAUUCCCCCCGUUUCCAGCGUCGUGCCCGGCGCGGUGCCGGGGUUUUUUAUGAUUGUAAAUAAACACUGGGGUCUGUUCGGUUCCC
Molecule: messenger RNA, 2452 nt
Organism: Corapipo altera (White-ruffed manakin)
Lineage: Eukaryota; Metazoa; Chordata; Aves; Passeriformes; Pipridae
Product: RNA-binding protein 14-like
Exons: 3
Coding region: 82-2208 (708 amino acids)
Biological process (GO): mRNA splicing, via spliceosome
Cellular component (GO): cytosol; nuclear speck
Molecular function (GO): mRNA binding
Source: RefSeq, a predicted model, not a curated record